UGGUAUCAAUUUAUAAGUUUCCCAUACAAACCUUACAAUCUAAACCAAAGUGUUUGCUAAUCCAAAAAAAAAGAAAAGAGAGAGGAGCAGACUUAGCACCUAGAGUUCUAUUGAACUAUGUCAUCUUCAUGGAUUCAUAUAUAUAGUCCUAGUAGUGUCCAAGAUCAAGAUCAUUUCUCUGGAGGAGAAGGAAAAGUUGAGAAUUGGACGUUGUCAUACCGCGUAGGUAGUAGUAAAAAUGUUCAACUCCUCUUGAAGAAAUCAUAUGACAAAGAUGGUGGUAUGAAGCUCUUACAAUUCCAUUUCAAUGUACCAAAUUUAGCUACAUUUGUUAUAGGUAGAGCUAAAAACAAAGAUCUUCUUAAUCAAAUAGAUGACUUUGGAAAAACUUGCGGAACAAGUUUUUUUAAUGAGAUCACGAAUUGUUGGGGAGGGCUUACGAAAACAAAUGUUAUAUACCAUGGGAGUCAAAAUACAGGGAAUCUAAUUGUAGUGGAGCAGAAGACAAAGAGAGGAUUUGCGAAACCUUUUGUAGUGACAGUGGCACAUUACUAUGCUUAUAUUAAGAAUAGUUUUAUUAGUCCAAAGAAAUAUGAAGUUGGUCUUUCAAUGGAGGUAGAUAUUAAAGUGUUAAAUAAUAAUUUGGAUGUUACAAUAAAAGGCCCUUAUGAGCACCUUUCUUUGGAAUUGCUUCAAAUGUUUAAAGAAGUAUCAAGAACAAAAAUAUGGAUCUGGACCAUGCGCCCAUAUGAAACUCAUAGUAGAUUGUACAAUACUGAUCAUGACGAGUACGAACAAAAGGUUGCGACUGAGACUGAGAAUGAUGACGAAGGGAUUAAGGGAAAUAAUGAGCAGCAAUCUUCAAGAGCAAAAGGGUCAUUUAGUCGAAGGGAUAUUAAUAAUGACGGAACUUUUAACGGUAAUGGUUGCGGAAAUAUGAUCCAGGGAGACUUUAACCAAUUUACUAUAUAUAGAAAAUAAUAAAAUGAAAUAAUUAGCUGCUAAGGGUAGCACAAUAAUGUUUAAGCAUAAUAUAACUAAACACUGCCUAGUGUAUUUGAACUACUUUCUUUGGUUUUUACAGUUUCGUUUCAGUGUAAAUACUAGUUGUAUCCUUUUCUUUGCAUUGUUAAUAAAUAAAGUCUGCUCAUGUGUAAAACCAGUCAUAGAAAUUACACAUGAGCAUACUUUUGCACU
Messenger RNA from Vicia villosa (hairy vetch), 1197 nucleotides. RefSeq lists its product as uncharacterized. The transcript has 2 exons. NCBI's taxonomy places the organism in Eukaryota, Viridiplantae, Streptophyta, Magnoliopsida, Fabales, Fabaceae. The record is from RefSeq and is a predicted model, not a curated record. The coding region runs from base 118 to 981 and encodes 287 amino acids.